GAAGUGACGGCCAUGUUUGCCGGCGCCGCUGCUGUAAACAAAAAGUGUCUCCGAGACAGACGCUUCGUUGAAUUUCGGGUCAUUUUUAUUUCUUCAAUUUAUAAUGUCGUUGGGCAUGUCUUACAAACCCAAUGUGCACCAACAGAUUCCGGGUGCUUCAGGGAACCAAGGUGAGCGAAAAAUUGGGAACAUAUCCUCAACAUCUAACAUGACAACAGUCCAGUCUUUCAGGCCGGUGGUGAAUGAUUUUGGGCCACCAACCUUGGGCUUCCAACAGGGGCCAAAUGGAAACCAGGUACCUCAAAACAAAUAUGCAGAGCUCCUGGCAAUCAUUGAGGAGCUUGGGAAGGAGAUCCGGCCGACGUAUGCUGGGAGUAAGACUGCAAUGGAAAGACUAAAGCGAGGCAUCAUCCAUGCCAGAGGGUUGGUCCGUGAGUGUCUGGCAGAAACAGAGAGGAAUGCAAGGUCUUAGCCGUGGCAAGCUGUCCCCCUCCGCACUGAACGCAGACCUGGUCAAAGAGGCACUGCAUGCUCAACUCUACAGCGAAGGCUGGAGAAUGGCAGGCAGGAGCUCUGAGUAUUUUGUUACACAGAAGAGGGACGUCACAUGCAGGGAUGAGGGGUUUUAGGCUAUUGCUCUUAAAAGGCACCUGGAAGCCUGCACUGUAAAUAGUUAUAUUGUCAGAGCCAGUUACACGUAAAAUAAGUUUUGAAUUUGAGAUAGAAAUGUAAAAAUGCAUGCAAUCGGGUACACACCCUUGAUUUAAUUGACUGAAAGUGCAUGGCCGUGUCAGGGUUAGAGUAGUCAAGAGCAUUGAUGUGGGACUGAAUAUGUGUACGUUUUUUUGAUUACAAUAAAUAAUGAAGACUUUGUAUGUUAUGACAUUAUACAAUGAGUUUGGACAGCCAGUUGCUACACCUGUUGUUUGCGUUUUGUACGUAUUUAUUACCUUGCGUAAUAAAGUGUAUUUUCCAAUAAAA
Molecule: messenger RNA, 981 nt
Organism: Alosa alosa (allis shad)
Lineage: Eukaryota; Metazoa; Chordata; Actinopteri; Clupeiformes; Clupeidae
Product: cyclin-dependent kinase 2-associated protein 1
Exons: 4
Coding region: 104-472 (122 amino acids)
Cellular component (GO): cytoplasm; nucleus
Source: RefSeq, a predicted model, not a curated record